Messenger RNA from Emericellopsis cladophorae, 5424 nucleotides. Its product is annotated as U3 small nucleolar RNA-associated protein-like protein. Gene Ontology annotation, molecular function: snoRNA binding. Gene Ontology annotation, cellular component: t-UTP complex; 90S preribosome; small-subunit processome. The record is from RefSeq and is a predicted model, not a curated record. The transcript has 3 exons. Lineage: Eukaryota; Fungi; Ascomycota; Sordariomycetes; Hypocreales; Bionectriaceae. The coding region runs from base 1 to 5424 and encodes 1807 amino acids. Gene Ontology annotation, biological process: positive regulation of transcription by RNA polymerase I; maturation of SSU-rRNA from tricistronic rRNA transcript (SSU-rRNA, 5.8S rRNA, LSU-rRNA).
AUGGCUUCCUCGCUCGCCGCGCAGUUGGCGCAGGUCGCCGCCAAUUCAAAGUCGUCCCUCAACGUCAAGGCUCAGAAGGCUGCCCAUUCCAAGUCGCUGAUCUGGGAGCCUCGUGUCGCUGCCUCGCAGAGCUACCAGACGCUCUACACGACCUGCCAUCAGGGAUUUGAGGAGUUGUGCCAGCUCGACAGCCGAUUUGCCCACUUCCAGGCCACCAUCUUUGGCGAAGACAGCCAGACGCAGGACCGGAACCAGUUGUCACCGGCGGAGAACAAAGAAUUGGACAAGCAGAUUGACGCAUUCUUGCGGCUGGCCGGCUCUCGACUGCGUCUGAUGCCUGCGAUCAAGGCCAUCGAAUGGUUGAUCAGAAGAUUCCGUAUCCACGAAGAAAACACAAGCGCACUGAUCAAGACCUUCUUGCCGUUCCACUCGAUACCUGCCUUCGCCACGCUGCUCUCUAUCCUCCCUGCAAAGAUACCCGCCGAGUUCCGCUUUCUCGAUCCAUACGUUCGAUCCCAAACCUCACCUCCUCGGUCCGUGCUUGUGCACCAAGCCGUGCACCACCCAGAACUUGUCACGCUGUACUCCGAGUACACUCUCGAAUCAUGUCGCAUGCAAUUCCAGCACCCCGCGCUCAUCUCCUUCUGGGCAGGUCUUUUAACCGAAGCAGUCAGUGGCAUUCUCGACCGGUCGCGAUCCGGCCGCGUGGCGGUGCAGAAGGACAAUGAUCAGGCUCUCCUCCAUCGCCUCGGACCCAUCUUCGCCGAAGCCCUGGUCAUGAAGAAGGUUCCGGCCCUGCAGAUUGCUUCGUACAUGGCUCUUGCCGUGUUCGUCGCCAAGGGCAACCUCGAAGAUGUCGCUGUGACAGCAUUCAUGGAGCAGACCGUGCUUGGAUGGACGAAUGCGACUGUCCGACCUGCCUUGGUGAGCUUGGUCAUCAUGGCGCAGCAUCGAUCGGCCAAGCAGAUGAGCAGCAAGGUCACAAAGGCAUUGCUCAAGAUCUCGGAUAUUGGGCCUUUGCUGGUAGAGAUUGGCCAGGAGAGGCGCGUCGACAAGCUGGCCAACGGACUCUGCCUGGCACUGGUCGAGCGCUUCACCAGAAAGGGCGACUCGCGUGGCCUGCCCACCAUCAUGGCCAUUCUCGGUAGCCGGAUCCUCAAGGACAAGCAGAUUGCGGUGAUCUUCAAGUCGCUGCUGCUCACGGCACUCAAGCUCGACGACGGCAACGACAAGGAUGGAGCUUUGCGAAGAGAGCUCGGAUCGGCGCUGAUCGCUCUUUCGCAGACCACGGGAGAGUCUGGCGAGGUCAUACAGUCGGUCAUCAGAGACGUGGACUUUGAUAUUGAGGAGCUCGAGAUGAAGCUCGACCUGUCUUUCCGAUCCCGACACAUCCCAGAAGUCGCCGAUGCUGAGGCCACCAAGGAGGAAGCCCCACAAGAGACAGUGCACGAGAGGAUUGAUAGGUCCUUCAAGGAAAUCGAGUCCAGCAAGAGCGCCCUGUCGCCGUGUCUGCUGCCACAGAAGAAGGAGAUCUUCGAAGAGUUCAGCCAUCUGUUCUUUACCAUCGUUGCUGAGCAGGCCAAGCAUCCUUCGUGGCUUGAGAAGAUGGACGAGCAGGCCAAGUUACGUCGUAGGACCGCUCUCAGCGACUGCACAUAUUGCAGCUUCUUCACCCGCAUCUGGUGCGGACCAUACCCAGCCAUGGCUCGCGCGGCCGCAUUGGACAUGGUGAAAUCCCGACUACAAAAUGACACCGAGACCAAGCCAGAUAUGCAGGCCCUCAUCCCUUACUGCGUGACCGCGCUCGGCGACCCCUCGAAACGCGUUCGCCAAGCUGCGGCAGGGCUGAUGACCGCACUGGCACACACAUACUCGUCCCUGAGCUCGGGCUCGUCGAUAUGGGGCGAUGGCGAGUUGUACGGAAUGGGAUCAAAGUUUGUGGCCCUGAGCUCUGAGAUGGCGGCCAAGAUGCUCCAUCUCCAGAUCCUGCCGUCGCUCGAGGAAUGUGUACUGGACCCUGGGCACAUCUUUGCCAUCAUCUCCUCGUCCAUGGAGACGGGCAAAUAUCACAAGCGACCAGACCCCGCGAUUGAGAAGAAGGAUCACAUGUCGCAGGCCAUGCGGCUGGCGUUGAUGGGAUUUUUUGCCGUGCAUGCUGUCUCGACGCCCAUCUUGUUGGUUAAGGAUAGACUGCUGCGAGCACUGAACGAGACUCGCGGCGUCUCUAGCACCAGCCGGACCAAGGUCCUACUGCCUGCCCUGCAAUGGUGGGCAGAGCUGGGUCAGGAGGAGGCGCAGACGCUUUGCGCCAAGGAGCAGCUGGACCAGGCUACCAUUGACGCGCGUUUUGUUGACAUUCUUGUGCCCAACGAGGUGGAUGGCCUCGAGUUUGUCUUCAACUUUCUCAAAAACCCCGACAACAGAGAAAGAGACGGGCUCGUGCAGGCUCUGCUCGCGCGCAUCAGGAAGAUCUGGCCCGCCCUCAAGGAUGAUGUCAAGUUCAUGGUUGCCGAGCAGCUCCUCGAGAUUUCCCAGGAGAACACCGAUGAGAACGCUGACAACUUCGUGCCCGGCGAGGCGGCCGACUUGCUGCGCAGUGUGCCCUUAACCACCGACAUUCUUUCGUCCUUCCUUGACUCCAUCAAGACCGGCACCAAGAUGAUCACCGAACCACCACCCAACAAGCGACGCCGCAGGAGCUCUGCUGAGAGCAACCGCAGUCUCUCCACGCGGGCAAGCUCCGAGAUCAGCCUUGCCCUGAGGCGCGUCACCUUUGUCCUGCAGCUCGUGGAGAACUCGGACCCCGUCAACCACCCUGAGCUCCUCGACGGGCUAUUCACAGCCCUGUCGGAGCUGCAGCACUUCAGGACCGUCGUCGGCUCGGAGCUAGGAUACCUGCAGAACCUCAUCCUCCGCAGCCUGCUUGCCAUGAUGCCCACUUACAAGGCUGACAAGAACCUCAAGAUCAGCACCUCUGGCGGUUACGGCGACCUCCUCGUCAACUGCAUCCAGAAGUCGUCGAGCCCCGUCGUCCAGAAUGCGGCGCUGCUCCUCAUCGCCAGCUUCGCCACCACGGCACCGAAUUUGGUCCUGCAUAGUGUCAUGCCCAUUUUCACGUUCAUGGGGACGUCAGUGCUUCGCCAGAGUGACGACUACUCGGCCCACGUCGUCGCCCAGACAAUCAAAGAGGUUGUGCCGCCCCUCAUCGACUCGCUCCGCCAUGGGAAAAAGAGCCCCGUCGCCGGCGCCGCUGAGAUCCUCGUCAGCUUCACUACGGCCUACGAGCACAUCCCCUCUCACAGGAGGGAGGAUCUCUUCUACGCUCUGGUCGAGACGCUAGGCGCGUCCGAGUUCCUGUACGCUCUGGUCAGCAUGCUCGUCGACCGCUACGGCCCCAGCGACGCAUUGCUGCAGUUCAUCACUAGCCUCCUGAACCGCUUCCCAAUCGAGGUGCAGAUGGAGACGCUCGUGAAGCACUGGGAUCUCAUAGCAGACCUCUUCCGGCCUAAGCCCGACAUCUCUUUUGCUCUCCUGGGCGUCAGCGAGGACGGCGAGAAGGACGUCGAGCAGAUCGCUCUGCGUCAACUAUCCGCCUUCCCCACGUUCCUAUCCAGCAAGAAGUUGAGAUCGGAGAUCUCCAAGCUGGUAGACCAUGACGACAUGGAGGCGUCUGAGGUACGCACCUUGUACUCUGCGCUGCUUGAGAAUGUCCUGCUCCUGGCCGACCAGGUCAAGGGCAACAAGGCACUGCACCCUCGCUGUGGCGCCACGCUUGCCAACCUGCUCAACUUGCUGUCCAUUGGCGAGUUCAUCAAGUCGGUUGAGAACCUGCUCGACCGCCCCAACAUGGGUCUGCGUCAAAAGGUCUUGCGCGCACUCGAGGUCCGCGUCGACAAGGAGAGCAAUACGGACGCGUCCUCGCGUACCGUCCUGCUGGCCUUCCUCCCACAGCUCACCGCCGCGAUCCGCGAGUCCACCGACAUACGCUACAAGCACACUGCCGUCACCUGCGUCGACAAGAUUGCCGAGAAGUACGGCAAGAAGGAUAUUGAGGCUGUCGUUGCCGCGGCAUCCACUAUCGCCGGCGAGCAUUGCCUCGGGCAGAACGACAAGCGCCUGCGUGUCAUGGCUCUGCUGUGCCUCACAUCGCUGGUCGACGUGCUACAGGACGCGAUUGUGCCUGUGCUUCCCGUCGCCGUGCCCCAGGCCGUGCAGUACAUGAGCGACAGCCUGCAAGGCGACGAGCCUGACGAGGAUCUGCACUCUGCCUGCUACGGCUUCAUCAGCUCCCUGGCGGAGCACCUCCCAUACAUGCUCUCGAACCACAUCGGGCGCAUACUCGAGAUCUCAAAUGCCUCGGCUGAGGCAGGUCUGAGCGACGAGGCGAACGCAAGCCGCGUCAGCUGCCUCGAGUUCCUGGCCAAGCGCCUCGAGGCGAAGGAGGUCUUUACCGGCUUCGACAAGAACUGGGACAGCGCCGUGUCGGCCGGCUUCAAAGCCAUGACCGAGUACCUCAACAUCCUGGGUAAAGCCCUCGACAAGCACUCCAAGGCCAACAUUGCCAAGAGCGCCACAACACUCACGAGCAUCAUCACCAAGGGUCUCGACCUCCGCCGCCAGAAGCAGGCCCAGACACAGGUGCAGGACGGCAAGUCCACCGAGGAGGAGGAGCCCUCCAUCACCGCCGUGGAAGCCAACCUCAACGAAAAGGCCCUCAAGAUGAUCUACAAGCUCAACGACGCCUCUUUCCGCCCCAUCUUCAUCCAGAUUGUCGAGUGGACGACCUCCGGUCUGCCCAAGUCGGACAAGACAGGCCGCGUCCUGCGCCAGUACAGCGUCUACGGCUUCCUGCACACCUUCUUCUCGAACCUCAAGUCCAUCGUGACCAAUUACUCGACGUACAUUGUUGAUGACGCGGUGAAGACCCUCCAGACCAGCGCGCCCGGCGGCAAGUACCCGGAGCAGCGGCGGCUCUGGGCCCGCGUCCUCGCCACGCUCAAGCAGAGCUUCGAGCACGAUCAGGAUGACUUCUGGCAGGCGCCGUCGCACUUUGGCGCCGUGGCCCCUGUGCUCAUGGAGCAGUUCCUUCACGCGCCCAGCACUGACGUGGAGGCCGACCUGAUCCCGGCCGUCGUCGAGCUCGCCGAGAGGGUGGCUUCGCCCGCGGCCCAGAAGGAGCUGAACACGGCGCUGCUGCAGCACCUCAAGUCGGAGCAGCGCGCUGUGCGACUGGCGGCCGUCAAGUGCGAGCAGCAGCUCAUGGACAGACUGGGCGAGGAGUGGCUGACCAUGCUGACGGAGAUGUUGCCGCGCAUCAGCGAGCUGCAGGAAGAUGAUGACGAGGAGGUCGAGAGGGAGACGCACAAGUGGAUUGUCAAGAUUGAGGCUGUGUUGGGUGAGCCGUUGGAUGCCAUGUUGCAGUAG